AUUCAUUAUUCCACGCGCGAAUGAUCGAAGGCAUUCCGAGCGAAUGGUUUUGAGGUAUUUUCGUCUUCGGGGAUCGAUUUUACAUCUCUGCCGCCGUGUUUCAACCGGUGAAGUGGUAAUGGAAGCUGGAAAAAGAGCUGCAGCGAGAUAUGCUGUGGACACAUAUGUAAAGGUAAAGAGAGCUCAAAGUUUGAGGCAAAUUUGCAUGUCAUGUGAUAAACAAGUAGUUAAGAGGCUACACACAACCAUCUUUUUAGCUCUCAGUUAUCGAGUGUAUAUUUUUAGAGACGACACAUGGGUUUAUCCCAAAUACACUCCCCUGAAGGAUGUUUUCGCCUUCUGUAAAAUACUAUUGUUAAAGCAUUGUAGUCGUGCAGAUGGGGAGGUUCAAAAGAGGUGCACUAGUAAUGAAGCCCACGUAAACUUUGUUUAUCAUUCAUGUUAUUCGCUGGAAGGAAAGAGUUUCAUGGCUUUAAGUGCUUCGUAAGUGAGAAAAACCGUAAAAGCGCUAGAAUCUAAAGCAGUCUUCCCACACCUCGUCAAAUGAGAACACUUCCAAGUUAACCACAAGUUAGUCAAGAGUAUCACUUUACAAGGUGUGGAUCAUCUGAUUUCUCGAUUUAGUGCUAUAUUACAUAGGGAACGUGGGGCGGGGGGGGGGGGUGGGAGAAGGGUGGGGUUGUGGAGAUAGGGCAUGAGAGUCACUUGUUAGUGACGUGGCUCUCUCCACUGUGGUAGCCUUGACUUCCAUUUUCAGCCUUUUGGCCACUCAAAUUGCUGCAUUUGUGAAAAAUAUUCUACUGAGUCAAGAUUGAACACUGUCGCCCUUAUGCUGUCAUUUAUAACAUGUUGAGGUAAUAAUAAUUAGGGUAUGACAUAAGUCUACAAUCUAAAUGAAAUAACUUUGUUUUCAAUUAGGUUUUAUUUGUGGAAAAUGAAAUAUUUUAUAGGAUAAUCAAGCACUAGGAAUAGGCUCUGGAUCAACAAUAGUAUAUGCAGUUGAACGUAUUGGUAAGUUAGAAAAUCAUCUGCAAUGAUGAUUAUAUGAUUUUUGGGUGAAUUUUUAGGUUUUUUUGUGUGUCCAAUUGAUUACACUGUUACAUGAGAGUAAAAUGUUUUGAAUUGAUGAUUCUGCUUGUAUUUGACCUACAUGUGGAAGUGCUUUUAAUAAAAAAUGCAAGAGAAUUCUAAUUGUAAAAUGUGACCUAGAUAAGAUAAGUUACACAAAAAUGUUGCACUACUGCAUUACUGCAUCUUAAGAAACCACCAGCUGUGAGUAAAUAAGCCACUUUGCAGAGGUGUGUAGUAUUAGGCCUUUGCUUGUAGUUCCAGUCAAAUACUGUAUAAGGUAAUUUGGAAAGAGAAUAUUUAAUCUGUUACAAAAUAGUUAAUUCUUUUUCUCCCUUGAGUGUCUAAGGCAAAAUUUCUCCUUCCAUCAUUGAUGCAUUAUCAAGCAGACAAGACUGAUGAGAACAAAGUAUUAUAUCAACAAGGGUAUUAUUAAUUGAUCCAAUAACAAAUUCUCUGCACUAACAUCAUAACAAUUGUAUAGCAGACAGUAAGGACUGAAUUAUGUGUACAAAUGAGAUCUUUGCAGUGAAAGAGUUAACCUAUUACCAUUGAGAUCGCAAUAUUUUGGGAGAGCUACCAAUUUGAUUCCUAAAAGUCUACUGUUUUCAUAAUUUUUUUUUUAUUUUUAGCUGAAAGAGUGAAAGAUGAAAAGCUGCAUUUACUUUGUGUUCCAUCAUCAUUCCAAGUAGGUGAAUGCUUAAUUUAAUUCAUAAGUAGCCAAUUAUUGUACAAAAUUGUGUUUUCUUCUUUGUGGAGUAUGAAAUAUUUUAUACCUAUUGUAGAAUUAUUUUGUGGUGGCCUCAAUGGAUCCUUAGAAUGACUACCAUCUAAUUUCUUCUCACCACAUCUCUCCUGAAUCAAACAUUACAGUACAAGAAUAAAGGAAAUGGUCACCAAAUAAAGAAACUCUUGAUUUUUAAACAAAUUCCCUCAGUCAACACCUUUGGAAAUGUAUUAUGAACAGUAUGGAGAAUAUACAUGUUGAUGUUAGGGUGUAAAGGGUGAUACAGUAUUUUGAUCAGAGAUGGAGACUCCCGGCCAUCUGAUUGGCUGUUCUAGAGGACCUUUCUGAUGUCUUAUGGAAUUAUUAUUUUGUUAUGAUUCUUUUAUGAGUGGGUUGUUAGUUCCAUAAAAUAUCUCUUACCAUCUUGUCCUCAAUUACUCCUGGUCAACAAUGCUUAAAGAACCUCUGAAUAUAUUGUAGAUGAUCUGUGUCAUAUAUCCAACUUAAAUCAUGUAACCAUAACAUUUUGAGGUAGAUUAAUAAGGAUUGUGACUGAUUUUAAGUUUAUGUUUUUAAAUUGUGUCCAUGUAAUGACUUUAAAUUGAUUUAUUUUAAAUUUGAUGGCUGUAGGCCCAGCAGCUGAUAACACAACACAACCUGAUGCUUAGUGAUCUUGACAGAACGCCUGAGGUAACUGAGGAAAGAAUUUGUUUAGAAAUGUUCUGAAGUAACGUAUAUUAUUCUGUACCUUACUAAAAGCUCUUUAAGCUUAUGGUUUGUCACAUUUUACAUGUGUUUACCAACAAAUAAAAUAAUUCUUAACCAUUAAAUAUCAGAAAAAAAAUAAUAAGAGAGUGUAAAUAACAGUGAAAGAUGAUGUUGUUCAGUGAGUGACACAUGCAUACUCAGAAAAAAAGAAAAAGUUCUAUUGCUCCCAAUGAUGUUGGGAUUGGAACUUCAGACUCUCCAUCACUGAGCUACAGGAGACUUGUUGCAACAAUGCCAGUUAGCUAGGUCCAAGGGGAUAAACUUCCUGCUUACUACUAGGAUAGGAAUGGGGAUAUGGGAUGCCUUUUUGUAACAGUGAUUUACAUGAAGAAUUGGUAAAUCUGGAGCCUGGUUAGUUAAGUGAAAGAUGGUGUUAUUUAGUAAAUGACACAGGUUUCUCCUAUCCUGUAUCCUCCUUUCCUCCACUCCCUACCCUCAUUGUUCUAAUCCCUUAUCCUUCUCAACCCACCCCCAUCCACCCUCCCCCACUUUUGUGUCCUCUGUCCUCCAUCCCCCCACUCUCAUCAUCCCACUCCCUUAACCUCCUUCACCCACCCCCAUACCCUUCUCCCCCCCUCUUGCACUUCCUUUCCCCAAUCCCCCUCCACCCUCAUCAUUCCAUUCCCAUAUCCUUCUCUACCCACCCUCACUUCUGCUCCCCCUUUACCCACCCCUCUACCCUUGUCAACCCCACUCCCCUAUUCCCUCCUAGCCCACUCUUCAACCCUCUUACCCCUCAUUCGCAUACUUUCCUCCUCCAUUCCACCAUACUCCUCUCCUCACUGCUUCCUAUCUUUUCCCAAGACUUAAACAUACUUGGCAAUGUCUUCUUUACAUGCAAUCAAAAGAUCAAGAAUCAUAUAUGCAAUUCUGAAAGAGGUCUGUGAUAAACAGGAAUAAUAGUAACACUGUGGCUUUCUGUGAUGAUAGUUAGACGUUGCUAUUGAUGGAGCUGAUGAUGUGGAUAGCAACUUAAGUGCCAUUAAAGGAGGAGGGUAUGUUAAAAGCUGUUAGUAGCUAUACUUGAGAUUUCAAGUAGAUCUAAUAAAUUCUUUCAACAUUCAAAACAAUUUGUGUAGAGUCUUGAAUUAAUAAACACUGCAAUGCAUUAUGUAGAUGAUAAAAAUAAGCAGUGCAUUUGUACUUUUUCUUGGGAAUUUUUCAUUUAGGGAAAAACAAUUUAUAGGGGUUUUACCCAUUUGAGAAAUGUAUGCUUUUGUUGUAUUUCAUUUAUAUUCUAAUGACUCUGUCAUGUAAAACAGAAAUCAGGAUGUUAACACCAGACACUUAGGAAACUGAAUUUACACAAUUUGUUUCUUACAUUUUCUCUUUAAGGAAAAGUUAUUGCAGAUCUACAGAUCUUUGGCUUGGAGGUAUCAAAAGCUGUAGCAUUGAUUUGAUUCUGUUUUUGUUUUUUUUUAGAGGCUGUUUAACCCAAGAGAAGAUAGUAGCAUCUUGUGCUAAACAAUUUGUUAUCAUUGCGGAUGACAGGUCAGAAACAAAGUUCCAUGGCUUUCUCACAAGCAUUCCUGCUUUAUUUCUUACAGUACACUUUCAAAAACUGGCUUUGCACUUUACCUUUCAAUGUAACUAUUUUUCUUCACUCCCCACUUCUUAUGAUUUCAAAUUAUUGGUAAUUUCAGUAGAUUCUUGCUUUUUCUUUUGAUUAAUUUGAAAUCUGAAGCAGGAAUGUUUUAAGAAUUAAUUUACAAGGAUUGCAAAACCCUUGUCAAAUAUUCUUGAAAUACCCUGCCCUACUCUCAAUCUUGAAUCAUCUGCAGGUGCUUCAAUUUUCUCCAAACCCCUUAACUCCCAAGAUCUCCCUAGUAAUUCUCCUUACUGUCUGUAAUACAGUUCUUGUGAUGUUAGUUUGGAGAAUUUGGUAUUGGAUCAACUUAUAAUCCCCUAGUUCUUAUCACUUGUCUGAUUGAUGUUGUAUUGAUAUUGUAAGGAGAAACUCUGUCUUGGUCACUCAUGGGAGUUAAAGGCUGGGUUAACUAAUAAAAGUAAUGUUUAAAAGGAGGAAUGGAAGGGACUUCUAGAGCUGGAGGUGUUUUUGAAGAAUGAUGACUUAGAUCAUACAUUUUAGAUAGACUAGGAUUAAGGCAUGGUUGAGAAAAAGAUCUUGUUUAAUGAGUUCUAAGAUGUUGGUGAUGUUUUUUUCUUUUCCUCUCAGAAAAGAUUCUAAGCAGCUUGGUGAAGCAGUAAGUACAUUUUUUUUUAUCAAUAUGUUUUUAAUUAAGGGUUAGCUCAAUUUUUUAAUUUAGUAUAUACAUGGAAUCAAAAAUUGUUCAAAGAAUGAAUUAAUAAACAGGUGCCAUAUUGGCAAUGAAAGUGAUUGUAGACAGUCUGAUAAAUAAAUGUGCAGUAUUGUAUUCAAAGGACAUUAAGAAUGGAGUGUCAAUGUCUUGUAACAUUUCAGUUCAAGAAGGGAAUUCCAGUUGAAGUGAUUCCUAUGGCACAUGUACCUGUGAUGAAAAAAAUAGAGAAACUUGGGCUUAAACCAAUCCUUAGAAUGGCACGAGCUAAAGCAGUAAGUACAUACAGACAAAUAUAUGAUUUCUUUGUAUCAAUGUUGUUAAAUUACCCUCAGAAUGGGAGUUCAUUGAUACUGUGCCUGCUUAUUUCUAUUUGGCAGCAGUCCUUUGAGGUGACAUACCCACCCCCCUCACCCCCACCUAGAAGAGAGGGGGUGGGAGCAUUGAGGGGGUGGGAGCAUUGUGUGCCAUUCCAAAGAAAAGUUACAAAGUGCCACAGUGUUUGGGGUUACAAUUUAAGAUCAUACCUGUUGAUGUAUUGUUCUGCAGCCACAUCAAUAGUCUUUUGAGAUGUUCUGCAGCACUUCCUUACCCACCCCCUCUUGAAUGAAAAAAAGGGAGGCGGGAGUCUUGUGUUACAUCCAGUAAAACAGCUGCUGAGUCCCUUUGUCUAAGGUGACCUUUUCAAAGCAGAUCUGCAGAUGUCUUGUUUAACGGCUACAAAGUAUUUCGGGUCGUUCGCAGAGCCCCUAGUAAAAUCGAUACGUACUAACUAUUGCAGCAAGCUAGCUAAGUUAUUUGAAAGAUAUGCUUUGUAUUUGCACACUAAGGCAUAGGGUGUCCACUUACUUUUCUGAUCAAUUUUGGCCGCUGUUUUAUCUCCCCAGGGUCCUGUGGUGACUGAUAAUAGCAAUUUCAUCAUUGAUUGCCAGUUUGACAAGGUAAACACUUAUUAACUCGGUAAACUAUAUUUUUGUUUGCUAGAAUGAUUGUGUCAGUCAUUUAUUGUGUCAAACCAUAGGCACAAAUGUAAUACUAUAAGUGCUAAGAAACGAAUUAUGGAGGUUGGCAGUGUUACUGCCUGGUGAUCAAAUUGGUGCCAAACAGAUGUUGAUAUCUGCUAGCCUGCCUAUAAGAGUUUGUCCAUCUUGUUAUUAUCCGUUUUUGUAUUCGCGGAACUGCAUUCUCCAACAACCAGUUUGGAAAGUCUUUCUUCAAUGAAAAAAAGCAAUUCUUCAUUAGCUUGCCAGCUGGCCCUCAUUACGAGUGCUUCGUGCUCGAGCGUUUCUCCGCCCUCGUCGUGCAACGCGAACUGGAGAGAAGCCUGCAAGGGGUCUGACACCUCAUUAGAGCCCUGACCCCCGGCAAACCUCUCCCCGACUAGCACGCGGAGAAACGCGCUCUGCAGCGUUAAUAAUGAGGUCGUAGUCGUAGGCUAAGUUUUCAUAUUCCCUCCCCUCCUAUCACGGUCUUUGAUUGACAGAUCGAUAGCAAGUAAAUAUGUCAUUGACAGAAGGUUGAGACGUGAGCUAUCGGUAUCGUUUGAUUUACAUGGAAUUUUUUUGGAAGAGUUUUUCCUGUGUUGCUUUAAGGUUUAUGACUGGAAAGAACUAAACACGCAAUUGAAUUUAAUACCAGGUUAGUAUACGUUUUUUGUACCUCGAAACUUUGGUUGAGCAAAGGAAAGUAUGUAUAACUUGACGAAAAUAUCCGAAGCAGACUAAAGUGUCUAUAAAUCUUUGCCGCUCUUUUGCUGUUUUCAUGUGGGUAUACUUUUGAUUUCAGUGUGCUAAGAUUACUUUCCUACUAAAAUUUACAAAUCUCCACCUUGACAGUGGGGUUUGGGGUGAUUUGGGUGUGCCGACCAACACAUGCAUAACGCUUUUUGAUGUCGCGCAAGGGUGCUAGGGGUAGUACCUUCGAGUUCCGUCAAAGGCAGUGAAAAGGAGGCCACGCACGAUGGCGUGUGGGUCUGUUUCCUGUUUUUCUAAUUUUUCCAACUUUUCAUAUUCUAGGGGUGGUAGAGACGGGGCUGUUUGUUGGUAUGGCGGAAUGUGCCAUAUUUGGAAAACCGGAUGGCACGAUCACUAAAAGAUAGCUUAACAUUUUCUGAUUCAAACACACUUGCUGGACAACGCCACGCAAGUGCAUAUGGACAAACGUUUUUUUCGUCGAUGUAAGGCACUUUUGUUUUUUAUAAGGCAAAGUCUGUGAAUUUUUCAUAAUACUGCUACUUGUAGAGCAAUUUACUGUGCCGAAUAAUACUUUUUAGCUUGCAAUGCCGCUAGGUUUUUGGACGCUCGAUGAAAACAGAGGCAGCAGGUCCUAGGAAGCCAACUUCGGAACUUUGAUAGGAACCUCCUGGAGGUUCCGCCGCAUGGUUUUUGCGGUUCUGCCACCUGGCGCAUCAAAGGGCAAACAAAAGUUGCAGUUCGGCAUGCUAUGAACUUUUACUGAGGGGAGGUGGUGAAAAAGCAUGCGCUAUUUAAGUUGAGAGUCACUCAUUUUUGAAUGCAUUUUUGAUGUCAACCCCUCCAGCCGGAAAAGGCCCAGGUAAAGGCAAUGUAGAGGCGGUUAUUUAGCGGUGAAUGUUAUAUUUAAAGGGAAGCCUCGACGUGAUUACACACUCAAUGGUAGCCAUUAAAACGACAAACAAACAAGUGAAAACAGAUAAAAAGAUACUAAAAGUGCUUCAUAUAGUCAAUGUAUUGGACUCCGAAUCAGAAUGCAGAAUGUCUAAGGCUCACUUUGGGAAUUACUCCGUCAUUUUUCUCUAGCUGCGUUCAUAGAAAGUGAAUAAACUUCUUUUUUCUUUCGACGAACAAGCUCGAUGUUUAGCAUCUUUCUUCACCCAGGUAAAAUUAUAGCCUUGCUUGCUGUGUGCUUGUCCUUUGUGUUUUAAAAUGGUGAUUGAAAUGAGUGGAGCGCAAUCUGGUCCGAAAUAAUCACAUGCGUGAUUUGAAAUCGUAACAUGAUUUCAGAUUAAACUGCAUUACUCGAAGUUCGAUUGCUAUACUAUUCAAUCCAUUUGUGUAGUACAAAGGGUAAAUAUCUCUCGUUGUUUAACCAAAAGUAAAGUUGAAUCAGACGAAACAGGAAACACGUAUUAUUUCGAGGAAAACAGUUGUCAACCAAGCGAUGGCUUUUAAUUUCGCAUGAACCUAACCCGCCUGCCCCGCGGGGGUAGAAAACGAAGAAAAUGAAUUAUUAUUGUUGAAACUACGAAAAACCCGAGAAAAGAUGCUACGCGUUUAAAAUUUAAUUGCCUGCAUACAUGAUUUUAGUCGGUACAAAUAUCUCGUCGUCA
This is a messenger RNA of Pocillopora meandrina, 8128 nucleotides long. Lineage: Eukaryota; Metazoa; Cnidaria; Anthozoa; Scleractinia; Pocilloporidae. The record is from the annotation of a GenBank genome assembly.